Messenger RNA from Camelina sativa (false flax), 2008 nucleotides. RefSeq names its product protein CPR-5. Lineage: Eukaryota; Viridiplantae; Streptophyta; Magnoliopsida; Brassicales; Brassicaceae. The record is from RefSeq and is a predicted model, not a curated record. Gene Ontology annotation, biological process: leaf senescence; defense response; trichome morphogenesis.
AACUUUUCACUAAUAAGACACGAAGCGGCGAAAGUCUUUGCAAGUUAAGUACUUUUUGUCAAAGUUGUAAAAUUGACCCCAAAACUUAUGUUCAUAGCCUAUGGAAGCCCUCCUCCUCCUCUCUUCUUCUUCGCCGGAACCCCAAAAUCCCAUCACCGAUCCGGCGAAUUCGAAAUCAAAUCAUAAAUCGGACGAAGAAGUCAAAGAUGAGACGGUGAUGAUGAAGAAGAAGAAGAAGAAGACGAAGCAAUCGGAUUCGGAAAAGAGAAAGCUUAAGGGAAAGAAGAAAGAGAUGAACAACGACGCAGCUUCUUCUUCCUCUUGUUCUAUAUCUUCUACCUCCAAUUCCAAUUCUACUCGAAGGGUUUCGAGGGUGGCUCAUAGAUUACGAAACCCUACGGUGCGUUUAGGCAUGUCUCGACGAAGCGUUGGUGAACGACAAGCUGAAGCCUUGGCGUUUCCUCUGGGGAUGUCAUUUGCGGCUUUAGCUAAUCUGGUUCUUCAAAGAAAGAAUGCCGCGGGUCAGAAUGUUUUUGUUGAUGAUCUUGCUAUGAUCUCUGCUAGAGCUGCCACAGAAACAGUAGCCAGUGUUUAUGGUUAUAAGCUUGGUUCCUUUGCGACCACCUUUGAGAAAUCAUUCAACCAUACACUAAGGAUUCUUAAAGUGACAAAUGAAUCUGCAAAUCCGCGUCAGUUAAACAAUGAUGAUGUUGGGAGAUGUAAUUUAGACUGUUCUAUUAUAGACGAAUACUCAGACACCGAGCUAUCUGCAAAGGAAACUUCAUCUUCUACGUCUGCCUAUGAAGUGAUACAAGGCAGUGCAAUAGCAACCACUUCGAUGAAUGAGCUUGUCCUGCACGAAGCGUCUCGACAACUUUCUUGUCUCCCUCCUUCAAGUUCAGAAAUGCCUUAUACUGCAAUGUUAAGGUUUAUAGCGGAGAAACAACAAGAAGCAAACGACCUACAGAGAGAAGCGAUUAGUCUUAAGAUGAUAGGACUAACCUAUAAAGAGGUGGGUCUAGGAUUAAAGCACGAAUCAAACAAUCUGCAGAAAUCGCAGCUAGAGAUGGAUGUUUCGAAAGCUGCAUUCAAGAAAGAGAAAUUCAAAACCGAAUUAGAAGAAACAAGAAAAGCAGAGAUGGUCAGAAGAGUCAUGGAUUGGCUCGGUGUAAGUGUCUUCAGCAUGUCGGUUUCUAUGUUAACUGGGGCUUACAAUUUUUCACUAAAGAGAAUCGAAGACGCUACCGCAGCAUGCGAGCCAUCCGAGGAGACAAGUUCGACGUGGUGGGUUCCUAAACAUGUUUCAACGUUAAACUCAGAGUUCAACACCAUGAUUUGCCGGAUUCGAGUUUGGGUGCAGUUCGUUUUCGGUUUGAUAAUGCUCUUGGUCCUCGCAUACUUCAUAAUGCAGCGGUCAUCAGGUAGGACGCAAGCAAUGCCGAUUUCGUUUAUCGUUAUCGUCCUUGGUAUUUUUUGCGGUCUACCGGUAAAGGUUUGUGUGGACACAUUGGGUGGUGACGGCAAACUCUGGCUAAUGUUUUGGGAAGUGUUUUGCCUCUUCCACUUGUUUGCAAAUGUCUUCACAUUGACUUUGUAUGGUCUAAUGUACGGACCUAUAAUAAACGUGACUCAAGUGACCAAGUCGAGCCGUUUUAAAACACUGUUUCCAUAUGGGGCGAGGCGCAGUGUCUUGUAUGUGGUGUUUAUAUUUGUUCUUCCAGCCAUCACUGGUCUUUUGCCAUUUGCGACCUUUGGUGAAUGGAGAGACCUGGCUAUGGAUAACUUUUUUGGUGGGUCAGCUUCUGAUUCCAAGGUUUGAGACAGAGUCAACAAGUCUCCUUUUGUAUUGUAACUUAUUGUAACCAUUUCGGAUUUUUGGGUUGUUUCAUCUUUUCUUUUUUUUUUGGGGGUUUUAUGUUUGUCUUUUAUUUAUAUGGGGUCCUGUUGAAAACAGUUGUAUGGCUGGGUUUGUUACAAAGUUAUAUAUUUGAGCUAUUAUUUGAAUGUA